Molecule: messenger RNA, 2034 nt
Organism: Maylandia zebra (zebra mbuna)
Lineage: Eukaryota; Metazoa; Chordata; Actinopteri; Cichliformes; Cichlidae
Gene: kcnk3b
Product: potassium channel, subfamily K, member 3b
Biological process (GO): stabilization of membrane potential; potassium ion transmembrane transport
Cellular component (GO): plasma membrane
Molecular function (GO): open rectifier potassium channel activity; outward rectifier potassium channel activity; potassium ion leak channel activity
Source: RefSeq, a predicted model, not a curated record
UAGCCACUAGGUAAAUAUUUACGUGUACGAUCACAUGGAUAUCAAGUUUAGUUGUUUUUUUUCUUCUUCCAUCUUUUUUUCGGCGCUACCGUUCUUCUUGGAAACUGGAGUAAUGUGCUCGUUCUGGCCUCAACGACGGAGGCUGGCCGUGCUUUUGUAUAUUUAGUGCAUAAACUCCUUGAAGAUGAGCGCUUUUGCUUGGAGCUGCUACUCCAACAAGCCGCCUCUGACAGUCUGUGGGAUUGCCCUGUGUUCCUUUCCUGCGCAAUCUAAAUAUAAGUCGGUGACAAAUAGUCCAAAUACAGUAGCAACCCAACUGUGAUGUGGGGGUGGUGCUGAGAGAACAGCUCCUUCUCCAAAGUCCCCCCUCUGUUGGAUCCGGAGUCCGUCAGGAGAAGGUGGCAGAGAGCCUCAGCUCCCACCUGCGCUCGAUUUUUCUCUCCCCCUCUCCUUAUUAUCAUGAAGAGACAAAACGCCAGGACUCUCGCCCUCAUCAUGAGCAUCCUCACCUACCUGGUGGUCGGAGCGGCCGUCUUCGAGACCCUGGAGUCGAAGCAGGAGAAAAGUCACAAGAGGAAGCUCGACGCCAGAAAGUACGAACUCAUGCGCAAAUAUAACUUGACCAAAGAGAACUUCGAAGAGCUCGAGCAUGUCGUUUUACAGCUCAAUCCUCACAAAGCAGGGGUCCAGUGGAAAUUUGCUGGGUCCUUUUACUUCGCCAUCACUGUGAUUACGACGAUAGGUUAUGGCCACGCGGCGCCGAGCACCGACUCAGGGAAAGUGUUCUGCAUGUUCUACGCCCUCCUAGGGAUCCCGCUGACCCUGGUCAUGUUCCAGAGUCUGGGCGAGAGGAUCAACACGUUUGUCAGAUACCUGCUGCACCAAGCCAAGAAGUGCCUGGGAAUGCGUCACACCGAGGUCUCCAUGGCAAACAUGGUGACGGUGGGCUUCUUCUCCUGUAUGAGCACCCUGUGCGUGGGGGCUGUGGCAUUCUCUCACUCGGAGGGAUGGAGCUUUUUAAAUGCCUUCUACUACUGCUUCAUUACACUCACCACUAUUGGCUUUGGAGACUACGUGGCUCUGCAGAAGAAUGAGGCCCUGCAGAAUGACCCUAAAUAUGUGGCUUUCUGCUUUGUUUACAUCCUCACGGGCCUGACGGUGAUUGGAGCGUUCCUAAACCUGGUGGUGCUUCGCUUCCUGACCAUGAACACUGAGGAUGAACGCAGGGACGCCAAGGAGAAGGCAUUGCUCUCUGUCAGUAAGCCCAGAGGAGAGGUGGCUCAUCUGUUACCAGUCUCAAUAUCAGCUUCCUCCACACCUGUAGCAGAUAACACCACAAAGGCUAAAGAUUUAAAAGGUGUCUACACUGAAGUGCUUCAAUUCCAGACUAUUUGCUCCUGCUUAUGGUACAGGAGCGAGGAGAAGGAGCAGGACUCCAUACCCAACAUGAUCCCUCAGGAGAUGACAUUCUCCGAUGCCUACUUGCAGCAGAACAAUGACUGUGCUCACUACAUGGAGCCUGGCUCAACAGGCUGCGUUUGCAGUCCACGUCAGUGCACGAGCAUAAGCCCAAUAUCAGGCCUACACAUUUUCUCUCCAUUCAGGAUGUUUAAGAGACGCAGCUCCGUGUAGCCUUUUCAGCACAACAGAUUUCAUUACAGCAUAAUUUGUCUAUAACUGCCAAGUGGGCAGCAGAUACUUGGCAGUCCUCAGCAAAGACAUGACUGCAAGUCGAUGUUUGUGGUGCUACAAUCCCAGUAAUCCAGAAGCAUAACGUGCAAAAAGGGAAAAAAAGCACAUAGAGUACUGUAAACACAAAUAUAUAUAUUUGAGCAACAUCACAGUGUUUUUAACUGAGGUGUUAUUCGAGGGCAUCCAGUAUGCUUUGAGGAAUCCUGUAGGUGUGUCGAAAUUGAUCUGGUUAGCUGCACAUGAACAAUACGUCUGCGCAGUGUGUAGGUAAGAGCAGAGGCUUCGGAGCGGUGGCACAGUGAAAGGGUGACAUAAAAAAAUGAAUAAAUGAUUAAAACCUGU